Dermatophagoides pteronyssinus (European house dust mite) is the source of this 735-nucleotide messenger RNA. RefSeq names its product RCC1 and BTB domain-containing protein 2-like. The record is from RefSeq and is a predicted model, not a curated record. NCBI's taxonomy places the organism in Eukaryota, Metazoa, Arthropoda, Arachnida, Sarcoptiformes, Pyroglyphidae. Gene Ontology annotation, molecular function: protein binding.
UUAUUUUUAUUGGAGGAUGGUCAAAUUUUUGGAUGUGGUUAUGGUCAACAUCUUAUUGAUGAUAACAGACAAAAUGCCUUUGUGCCGACAAGAUUACCAAUUAAAAAUGUACAAAGUGUGGUUUGUCGCAAUGAGGAUUCUUUUUCAUUGGCUUUGGAUCAAUCAUCAAAUUAUUAUGUUUGGGGCUACUUGCAAAAUGAAAAGGUGAUCCCGCUCAAAAAAAUAGAAGGUCAACCGGAAUCAUUUGUCGCUGCAUCAGUAAUGAUCAAUAAAUCACCAAUCACGUAUGGCCUGACAUCAACAAUCCAUGUGUUGGAAUCGAAUGAUGGAAUUUCAUUCAGUAAAUAUUUGAAUAAUCCGGAUAAUUAUGAUGUCGAGUUUGUUAUCCAAGACAAACGUGUAUUGGCCUCAAAGUGUUACCUGAAAAUGGCAUCUGAAUAUUAUAGUCGAAUGUUUUCAGGAGAUUGGUUGGAAAAUAGCAAAGUGGUCAUCAAAGAUUACAGUUAUCAUGUCUAUUACUCUUAUCUAGUUAUGUUACAUACAGGUCACAUCCGAAUCGAUCAAUCCAAUAUAGCCCAACUUGUUGAUUUAGCCAAUUGUUAUGGUGAGCAACGAUUAAUGAAACUUUGUCGAACAUUCAUACGAAACAAUUUGAAUGAACAAACUAUAUCCAUCUAUUAUCCGUUGAUUUACCGAUAUCAACUUGAUAAGGAUGAUGAGGUGCAUGACAAACUC